UAUAUCAAUAUGUCUUUUGAUUUAAAUCAUAAGUACUGGAUAUCUACUAGAAAAGAUAUUGCACAACUAAUAAAAAAGCAGAAUCGUCUAAAAACAAUUGAACCUCCUGAAGAUAAAGCCAUAUCAUUCAAAAUUUUCUCCGAACUAUAUGUUCUAUAUGUGGAACUCGUCAAUAAGCUAAGUUUCAUUUACCAUCACACUUAUCAAGUGCAAAAACGUGCGGUAGUCCGCACCCUUGUAGAAAGCGCCACACAACAACUAAUGAGGCUCAAGGACGAAUUGAAGAACAUGGAGCUAAAUGAAUACGUUUACAUAGACAAGGCCUUAAUCGCUAAACGUUUGACUCCACGUGAUUUGCUGAUAUGGAGAUCACCCCAAUUUCUCUAUCGUCGACCAUUGGAUGUGCAAAAUAUUUUAGUAGAAAACAAAUUGUACAUGAAUGAUGAGGAAAAAGAGGAAAUAGCAUCAAAGGAUUUGGUUAAAGUUACUGAGGCCAUAAAACUAAUACAAGCACAUGAACGAGCACGUCGUGCUCGAGUUUAUAAGGCAAAUAUCAAAUAUGAUAAGAAAUUCAUUAAAGUCUAUCAAAGAAAGAAAAUCAGCUAUCGAUUCACAUUUAAACCUGAACAAGCCAUGAGCAUUCCAGUUAAAAGAACCAUAUUCAAUUCUGACUAUAUCAAGUCCACAGAAGGUUGUGAUGAACUAAAAAAUAAAGACGUUAAUUUGGACAUUCAUACGACAGAUGCCGAGGAAAUUAAAAAAGAAAACAUACGAAGAGAGGAGGCAGCAUCGCAAAUUCAAUCCUUUUGGAGAAACUAUCGAGCAAGGAAAAUGAUUAGAGUUAAAAAGAAAUUCAAAGAGGAAUUAUUUGGAAUGAAAAAAACGAGAAAACUACUUCGACCCAAUCAAUUUGCCAAUUCUGUCCUGGAGAUGUAUAAAGGUGAAAUGUUAAAGAAAAAACUAGACGAGGAUUUUUUGAAAAUAAUAAGUGAUGAGCGAACCAGAUUACUACAAGUCCGUUCACCAUGGAUAAUGGAAGAUAUAUCAGAUCAUAUUCGUGCCUGGUUUGAGGAUUUCUAUGUGAAAACGGGAAACUUUCAUCCUUAUCCUGAUCCAAUCAAAAAUGGAACCGUUUUAGUUGUGAUCGAUGAAACUAUGACUCCAUUGGAAUUUCAGGAGACCCUGAACAAAAAGCCAAUGACAAAGGAAGAGAAAAAAAAAUUGGCCGAAAAGAAGAAGAAUGAGAAACAAAAACAAAAGGAAAAAAUACGUAAACAGAAAAUGAAAGAAGCCAAGCGUAGGAAAAAAUUAAAGGAUGCAGGAAUCAUUGAUGUUGGCUAUGAGAUUGCAACAAGCAAAGCAAUAGAGAAAAUUGAAGAAACAAUGAAGGAUUUCUCAAUUCAAUGGAGAAACAUUGAUGAAUAUCUAAACAAAAAUCAUGAUCCCAUCAAGGACUGGAUCACCGAAGAGGAAUUAUCGAAAAUACAUCAGGAACUCAGAAAUUUAGUUGACGAAUAUAUGAGAGUUGAAUAUGAAUUGCUAAGAAAGGCUCUAGCAAAAGAUACAAAGACCAAAUACAAGCCUCAAAAAGUUCGUAAAGCUAAGAGCAAGAAGCCCAAAAAGAAGAAAAAACCUAAAGAUAUGACUGAGGACAGAACUCUCGAUUCAUUAUAUAAUGAGCUAAAAGAUGGGGGUAUUAUCGAGGAUGUUUCCCACAGGGACUUUAAUGAAUUUAUUGCUGAUUUUAAUUUUGUUGCUGACGACACAAGAGACGAAGACAAUUUAACAACUCUUGGCCCAGCAAAGGGAGAUAUAAAAAUGAUUAUUCAAGAAAGUAUGCUGGGCAUGGGAGAGUUUGAUAUUCCAAAACCAAAGUCAAUAUUAUUAAUUGGUCCACUCAAUUGUGGUAAAAAAUUGCUGGUUAAUAUAAUUGCUUCGGAGUUAGAUGCAGUCUUUAUAAACUUGAGCCCCGAAAAGAUUUAUAAAUAUGCUGAUAAUAUGAAAUAUUUCUUACAUGUUGUAAUGAAAGUGGCAAAGGCCUUUCAACCGGCCAUAUUGUAUGUUGAAGAAGCUCAUCGUCUAUUUUGGAAGAAAAUCCCUCAAGAUCAAAAGGACAUUAAUCCUAGGCUGCUUGGUCCAUCGAUUUCAAAGAAAAUCUUAAAGGUACUCAAAAAAACCGAUAAGGUUAUCCUACUUGGCACUAGUAGCAUGCCAUGGUCAGCGAAGGGCAAACUCAAAAAAGUGUUCCAAAAGGUUUUGCUUAUUCCUAAAUGUGAUUAUGGCACUAGUUUUUUGCUUUGGCUAGAACUGAUGACGGAGCAUGCCACAGACGAUAUCAAGGAUUAUGCAUAUUCGGCCCUUGCCAGGAUUCUGCAGGCAUAUAAUUCUGGUGAUAUAACAGCCAAUGUGUCUGAUACUUUGAGUAUAGAGCGAACAAUGCGUCUUCGUACCGAGCCAUUGAGCCCAAAUGAGUUUUUGGAAUACUUUUUGAGCAAACACGAUCCGCCAAUGUUUCCACCGGAGCCAAAGCUUAUGGAAAAAUUCAAUAAAUGGUUUGGAAAAUCAAAUAAAUUUUUAAAACUACGACGCAAGUUUAUGGCCAAGAAGAAGUCGAAGGAGAAGAAAAAAUAAUAAGUAAAUGAUUUAUAAAAUUAUAAACAAUCAAUUGUUAUAUAUGGAAUGUUGUGUGUAUGUUGUAUAUUCAUAAUAUAUAUGUAUAAUUGGCAUACCUUAA
This is a messenger RNA of Drosophila willistoni, 2734 nucleotides long. Its product is annotated as IQ and AAA domain-containing protein 1-like. Bases 10 to 2631 code for a protein of 873 amino acids. The transcript is spliced from 8 exons. Gene Ontology annotation, molecular function: ATP binding; protein binding; ATP hydrolysis activity. NCBI's taxonomy places the organism in Eukaryota, Metazoa, Arthropoda, Insecta, Diptera, Drosophilidae. The record is from RefSeq and is a predicted model, not a curated record.